CAGAUAAAAGCUUUUUCUUCCCACCUCCCUGUGUGGUAUUCCUUUGUCUAAUUACCCGUCAUCCUAACAGGAGACAGACAGACAUGGGAAAGACCAGAAAUGUAUCCCUGGACACCGUGGUGACAGAGUUCAUCCUCCUGGGCUUAGCUCACCCCCGGAAUCUGAGGGUCCUCCUCUCCCUGGUCUUCUUCACCAUCUACAUCCUGACUCAGCUGGGGAACCUGCUCAUCCUGCUCACUGUGUGGGCCGACCCCAAGCUCCACGCCCGCCCCAUGUACAUUCUCCUGGCCGUGCUCUCCUUCCUGGACAUGUGGCUCUCCUCCGUCAUUGUCCCUAAAAUUAUUCUAAGCUUCACUCCCGCCAGCAAGGCAAUGCCAUUUGGUGGCUGUGUGGCUCAGCUGUAUUUCUUUCACUUCCUGGGCAGCACGCAGUGCUUCCUGUACACCUUGAUGGCCUAUGACAGGUACCUGGCCAUCUGCCGGCCCCUGCACUACCCAGUGCUCAUGAAUGGGAGGUUAUGCACCAUCCUUGUAACUGGAGCUUGGGUGGCCGGCUCCAUCCACGGGUCUAUCCAGGUCAUCCUGACCUUCCGCCUGCCCUACUGUGGACCCAAUGAGGUGGACUACUUUAUCUGUGACAUCCCUGCUGUACUUAGACUGGCCUGUGCUGACACGACUGUCAACGAGCUGGUGACCUUUGUGGACAUUGGGGUGGUGGCUGCCAGCUGCUUCAUGUUAAUUCUGCUCUCCUAUGCCAACAUUGUGCACGCCGUCCUGAAGAUGAGCACGGCUGAUGGCAGGCGCCGGGCCUUCUCCACCUGUGGCUCCCACCUGACUGUGGUCACAGUCUACUAUGUCCCCUGCAUCUUCAUCUACCUUCGUGCUGGCUCCAAGAGUCCCCUGGAUGGGGCCGUGGCUGUGUUUUACACUGUUGUCACUCCACUGCUGAACCCCAUCAUCUACACUCUGAGGAAUCAGGAUGUGAAGUCAGCCCUGAAGAGAAUAACCAUGGGGAGAGGAGCCACAAGUGACUAA
Erinaceus europaeus (western European hedgehog) is the source of this 1034-nucleotide messenger RNA. Its product is annotated as olfactory receptor 10G2. Gene Ontology annotation, molecular function: G protein-coupled receptor activity; olfactory receptor activity. Gene Ontology annotation, biological process: G protein-coupled receptor signaling pathway. Lineage: Eukaryota; Metazoa; Chordata; Mammalia; Eulipotyphla; Erinaceidae. Gene Ontology annotation, cellular component: membrane. The transcript has a single exon. The record is from RefSeq and is a predicted model, not a curated record. The coding region runs from base 84 to 1034 and encodes 316 amino acids.